Macrobrachium nipponense is the source of this 1779-nucleotide messenger RNA. RefSeq lists its product as uncharacterized. Bases 147 to 1622 code for a protein of 491 amino acids. The transcript is spliced from 11 exons. NCBI's taxonomy places the organism in Eukaryota, Metazoa, Arthropoda, Malacostraca, Decapoda, Palaemonidae. The record is from RefSeq and is a predicted model, not a curated record.
ACCCCCUCACUCCCCCCGCCCCCACCCCAAACCAACGUGCCUACGAACGUACUCACGUUCAUCCCGGUGGCAUACUAAAGGAAAAUCGCUUGUGGCCAAGACGGCAAUUCUAGUAUUCACAGGACAGGCGGCGGACGAUCCAGAGGAUGGCUUCUAACGGUCACGUUUUGGAGGAGGAAUGCUUCCGGGACAAGAUGAAGAACUUCUGGAAGAUGUACAACCCUUCGGUGGAGUCCAUGAUGCUCUCCCACGACGCCAAGAACUUGGGCGAGAGCGAAAAGAACGAAAUCCUCUCUUAUUUGCCCAAUUAUAAAGGGAAGAGAGUCCUGGAACUCGGUGCUGGGAUCGGGCGCUUCACCCCAAGACUGGCCCAGGUAGCGAGUCAUGUGACUACCGUCGAUUUCAUCCAAGAAUAUGUAGAUUACAACAAAAAGGAGAAUGGUCAUCUUAACAACAUUGUUUUUAAGUGUGCCGAUGUCACAAAAUUAGACUUUCCGCCAGGUUCCUUUGAUCUAGUGUUCAGCAACUGGCUCUUCAUGUACCUGAGUGAUGAGGAGACCAACAACGUCUUCCGCAAGGUCUUGGAAUGGCUUGCGCCAGAAGGAUGCUUCUUCCUGCGCGAGUCUUGCUACCAUCAGUCCGGUAACAUGAAAAGGGAGGAGAAUCCGACCAUAUACAGAACGCCUAUUGACUACUGUCACGCCUUGGAGAAAACAACAGCUCAGGACAAAUCUACAUUCAAAAUCGUUCGAGGCAAGAGCAUCCUAACUUAUAUUAAGUAUCAUUGCAACCCAAACCAGCUGUGCUUUUUGGCAAAGAAGACCAGCAUUCAAAGCCCAAGUGAACUGAUGCAAACAAUACACAACUGUUAUAACCUCAACAGCAUCAUCAUGGCAGAGCGAGCAUUUGGCCACAUGUGGUUUUCCACUGGAGGGGAAGCAACCAACAGGGACCUGUGCUCCCGGUUGACGCUGCAUCCUGACCAGUUAGUUCUCGACGUCGGAUGUGGGACCGGAGCCUCGGCUUUCUUCAUGGCGCGCCACUAUGGUGUCAAAGUGAAUGGCAUCGACCUCUCCCACCACAUGAUCCAUCUGGCCAUCGAGAGACAGGGCAAGCAGGAGUACAACGUCAAGAAGAGGGUACAUUUCGAGAUUAACAACGUUCUGAAUGCUGACUAUGAUUCGGACACAUAUGACGUCAUCUACAGCCGGGACGCCAUCCACCACGUUUCAGAGAAGAGGAUGCUAUUCAAGAAAUUAUAUAAAUGGUUGAAACCAGGAGGGACCCUCUUCUUCUCGGAUCACUGCGCUUGGGCUGCAACUAACACCAAAGAAUUUGUUGACUACGCCAAUGUCACUAAAAGAUGGACCUUGGGGACAGUCGCAUCCUACUGCCAGGACCUGAGAAGCGUUGGCUUCGUUGACGUCCAAGGAGAGGACAAGGGGAACGAAUUCGUCGCUAUCACUCGGAGGGAACUCAGGUCCCUCGUUUCUGGACGAGAGGCCUUCGUCAGCGACUUCUCUCAGGAGGCAUACGACGAACUCAUUGUCAGCUGGGAGAAAAAGAUCCGCUUCGCCGAAGAUGGACAGCUCACCUGGGCGCUGUUCUCCGCAACCAAAUGAGAGAUGAAUCGAGUUUGUAUAAUUAUAUUGUCCUGACGACCCGUCCUGACCUCCUUCAAGGGAUAUGAAAAGAAAGAGUGAACGUCCACGAUCUUUUUAUUUAUGGCAUUUCUAUUUAUGCAAGGAACUGACUACGGAAUAAAAUCGCGAAAAUGUC